GCAAGUUCCCGAGCAGCCGGGGCGGAGGGGCUUGAAGAGCUUGGUCGGGUCACGCGCUGCUGCCGGAAGCGGCCUGGCAGAGGACUGCGGCGUAGCCCCAGUGGCUUCCAUUCACUACAGAUCACGCUCAGUGUAGAUCACGUGUAAAGCCGCCGCAGCGCAGGGGCCUUUGCUGAAUGCAAAAUAAACAUGCUUUUCUCCUACACGGGCGGCCUGGCACCAUCGUCUGCCGCCCCUCGCUUCCGGGUGGGAGAUGCCAUCCCUUCGGUGACGGUUUUUGAAGGGGAGCCUGGGAACGAGGUGAACCUGGCAGAGCUGUUCAAGGGCAAGAAGGGGGUGCUGUUUGGAGUCCCUGGGGCCUUUACCCCUGGCUGUUCCAAGACCCACUUGCCAGGAUUCAUGGAGCAGGCUGAGGCUCUGAAGGCCAAGGGGGUCCAGGUGAUAGCCUGUCUGAGCGUUAAUGAUGUCUUCGUGACUGAGGCAUGGGGACGAGCUCAUAACUCAGGAGGCAAGGUUAGGCUGUUGGCUGACCCCACUGGGGCCUUUGGGAAGGAGACAGAUUUGUUACUAGAUGAUUCAUUGGUAUCUCUCUUUGGAAAUCAUCGGCUCAAGAGGUUCUCUAUGGUGAUAGAGAAUGGCAUAGUGAAGUCCUUGAAUGUGGAGCCAGAUGGUACAGGCCUCACCUGCAGCCUGGCCCCCAACAUCCUCUCGCAGCUCUGAGUGCCUGGGCCCAGAUAUACUCCUUCUACUCUUUCGUGUGUUGCACCUGCCCAGCCCUGGACAAAGGGCCCACUCUGCUCCAACUUCGACGAGGUCCACCCAGUGGGAAUUGUGACCAAAUUUCUGCAAUAAACAUUUCAGCUUUUCAAUGA
Messenger RNA from Canis lupus familiaris (dog), 872 nucleotides. It is a transcript of the gene PRDX5, whose product is annotated as peroxiredoxin 5. The transcript is spliced from 6 exons. The coding region runs from base 190 to 720 and encodes 176 amino acids. The record is from RefSeq and is a predicted model, not a curated record. Gene Ontology annotation, biological process: cellular response to oxidative stress; cell redox homeostasis; hydrogen peroxide catabolic process. Gene Ontology annotation, cellular component: cytoplasm; mitochondrion; peroxisome. Gene Ontology annotation, molecular function: thioredoxin peroxidase activity. Lineage: Eukaryota; Metazoa; Chordata; Mammalia; Carnivora; Canidae.